Messenger RNA from Fulvia fulva, 6699 nucleotides. RefSeq names its product DNA polymerase epsilon catalytic subunit A. Gene Ontology annotation, cellular component: nucleus; epsilon DNA polymerase complex. Gene Ontology annotation, molecular function: DNA-directed DNA polymerase activity; DNA binding; nucleotide binding. The coding region runs from base 1 to 6699 and encodes 2232 amino acids. The transcript has a single exon. NCBI's taxonomy places the organism in Eukaryota, Fungi, Ascomycota, Dothideomycetes, Mycosphaerellales, Mycosphaerellaceae. The record is from RefSeq and is a predicted model, not a curated record. Gene Ontology annotation, biological process: mitotic cell cycle; DNA replication proofreading; DNA replication.
AUGCCAGUCCGCAGGAAGGAAGGCCGUUCGCGUUUUGGGGCGAACAAACCCGGACAACUUAGCGAUAGAAUGCGAAAACCACAAGCAGUCAAGUCGAGUGACUUGCGAUCGUCCGAGGCAACUUCACAGCAAGAGCGAAUAGAGGCGACACGACUCGCCAACAAGAUCGACGAGAAGCAAGGAUUCGAGCGGUUCGAGGCAGGCAAGAAGCGCGUAGGAUGGCUAUGUAAUAUGCACAGUACAGCCAUCGAGGACUCGAAAGUGCCUGGAGGACGAGCAGCUGUGGCCUUUUACUUCAUUGGAGACGAGGGAGAAUCCUUUAAAGCGAGUGUGGAAUACCAGCCAUACUUCUUGAUUGCAGUCAAGAAGGGCAAAGAGCCAGAAGUGGAGGAAUGGAUACGAAGAGGCUACGAAGGUCUCGUAAGAAGCGUGGAACGAGUCGAGAAGGAGGAUCUCAAGAUGCCGAACCAUUUGCUUGGCUAUCGGCGAACGUUCCUCAAACUAGCAUUCGCCAACGUCAAUGACUUGUUGGCAGUGCGGAGAGACUUGUCGCCAAUUGCAGAGAAGAAUAAGUCAAAGACAACAGCCAUGGACACAUAUGCGGAGGUCGCGAGCGCCAAUGCUGGAUUUGACUUGUUUGACGAUCAUGAAAUGCUGGACAACCGACAAACGACCAUUACAGAUGCCAGCGACUUUAUCGUCGACAUACGGGAGUACGAUGUGCCCUACCACGUACGAGUCGCCAUCGACUUGGACAUUCGGAUAGGAAAGUGGUACUCGGUGGAAGCGAAGCAUGGCAACAUCAAGUUGACAUGCCUUGAAGAACGCAUGACGCGUGCAGAUCCUGUUGUCAUGGCAUACGACAUUGAGACAACAAAACUACCCUUGAAGUUCCCCGACGCUGCGAUAGAUCAGAUCAUGAUGAUUUCGUACAUGAUUGAUGGGCAAGGUUUCCUUAUCACGAAUCGCGAGAUCGUGUCCGAGGACAUUCAGGACUUCGACUACACACCCAAACCAGAGUUCCAGGGGCCUUUCAUGAUCUUCAACGAGCCAAACGAGGAAGCCGUGAUAGAACGAUUCUUCAGCAUGAUCAAGGAGGCGAGACCGACUGUCAUGGUGACAUACAAUGGAGACUUCUUCGAUUGGCCUUUUGUGGAAGCACGAGCAAGCAUACAUGGCAUUGAUAUGUACCAGGAGAUUGGGUUCCGGAAAAAUAGCGAAGACAUCUACCAGUCGACACACUGCGCACACAUGGACGCCUUUGCUUGGGUCAGUCGAGAUUCUUAUUUACCCCAAGGAAGUCGUGGCCUAAAAGCGGUAACCGUUGCGAAACUUGGCUACGAUCCGGACGAGUUGGAUCCAGAGUUGAUGACACCAUACGCUCAGGAACGACCUCAGACGCUGGCAGAGUACUCUGUGUCCGAUGCUGUGGCGACCUACUACUUGUACAUGAAGUACGUGCAUCCCUUCAUCUUCUCGCUGUGCACUAUCAUCCCUCUGGGACCGGAUGAUGUGCUACGAAAGGGUACUGGUACGCUAUGUGAGAUGUUGCUCAUGGUGCAAGCAUACCAGAAAGAGAUCGUGCUUCCUAACAAGCACGUCCAAGCACGAGAGUCAUUUUGGGAAGGGCACCUGCUGGACUCAGAGACCUACGUUGGUGGUCACGUAGAGUCGAUCGAAGCUGGAGUUUUCAGAAGUGACAUCCCCAACAACUUCGCCAUCGACACUGGAGCCAUUGAUGAGCUUCUCCGAGAUCUGGACGCAGCGUUGAAAUUCUGUAUCGAGGUCGAAGAGAAGAAGAAGCUGGAAGACGUCGACAAUUAUGAUGAGGUGAAGGCACAGAUUGCGGAUCGGCUCAUGCAGAUCAAAGCACAGCCCAAUCGAAGUGAGAAGCCGCUAAUCUAUCAUCUGGACGUCGCCUCUAUGUACCCGAACAUCAUGACGACGAAUCGACUACAACCUGACAGCAUGAUUGACGAGUCAGUCUGCGCAGCGUGUGACUUCAACAGGCCUGGCAAGACUUGCGAUCGCAGGAUGCCCUGGUCGUGGCGAGGAGAGUUCUUGCCAGCGAAACGAGACGAGUACAACAUGAUCCGGCAUGCUUUGGAAAAUGAGAAAUUCCCCGCAAAGUACCCGAAUGGUCUAGCGAGGGCGUUCCAAGAUCUGAGUCUCGACGAACAGACUGGUAUGGUGCGGAAGCGAUUGACAGACUACAGCAAGAAGAUUUACCACAAGAUUCACGACACGAAGACCAUUGAGCGCGAGGCCAUCAUCUGUCAGCGCGAAAAUCCCUUUUACGUCGACACUGUCAAGGAUUUCCGUGAUCGUCGUUACGACUUCAAGGGCAAGCAGAAGGUCUGGAAAGGCAAGACUUCCGAUCUAGAAAAGGCUGGCGCGGCUUCAAACGAGAUUGAGGAAGCGAAGAAGAUGAUUGUGCUUUUCGACUCUUUACAGCUGGCUCACAAGGUCAUUCUGAACUCCUUCUACGGUUAUGUCAUGCGAAAAGGAUCACGAUGGUACUCCAUGGAGAUGGCUGGAGUGACUUGCUUGACAGGGGCUAAGAUCAUUCAGUUGGCUCGACAGCUGGUCGACCGUAUUGGACGGCCCCUGGAACUCGACACGGACGGUAUCUGGUGCAUUCUGCCCGCGACCUUUCCCGAGAACUUCAACUUCAAUCUCAACAACGGCAAGAAGAUGACCAUCUCGUAUCCUUGUGUCAUGCUGAACCACCUGGUCCAUGGAAAGUUCACCAACCAUCAAUACCAGACUUUGACAGAUCCGACUAACUUCAAUUACGAAACCCACAGCGACAACACGAUCUUCUUCGAGGUCGACGGACCUUACAGAGCUAUGAUUCUGCCUACUUCGAAAGAAGAAGACAAAAAUUUGAAGAAGCGAUAUGCUGUCUUUAAUCAUGAUGGAUCGCUGGCAGAGCUCAAGGGUUUCGAAGUCAAGCGAAGAGGAGAGCUGAAGCUGAUCAAGAUCUUCCAGCAACAGAUCUUCAAGUUCUUCUUGGAGGGCACGACACUUGCAGAGACGUACGGGUCGGUCGCCAAGGUCGCCAACAAGUGGCUGGAUGUGCUACACAAUCGUGGCAGUACACUCGCCGAUGAAGAGCUGAUCGAUCUCAUUUGCGAGAACAAGAGCAUGACUAAAACGCUCGAAGAGUAUGGUGCUCAGAAGUCAACUGCUAUCACAACUGCAAAGCGUCUUGCAGAGUUCUUGGGCGAGCAGAUGGUCAAAGAUAAGGGUCUGAACUGCAAGUACAUCAUCUCAUCGAGGCCAAAGAAUGCUCCCGUGACGGAAAGGGCCAUCCCAGUAGCACUUCUCAGCGCAGACGAGCCCGUCAAGCGUUUCUAUCUGCGAAAGUGGUUGCGAGAAGAUCCGGGAGAUAUGGACCCUCGCUCGAUCAUCGAUUGGGACUACUACCUUGAGCGUCUCAGCUCCGUCAUUCAGAAGUUGAUCACUAUCCCAGCCGCACUUCAGAAGGUCAGCAAUCCGGUGCCUCGGGUUGCACACCCUGACUGGCUUGCACGGAGGAUCAGGAUGAAGGAUGAUCGCUUCCAGCAGUCGAAGCUCACAGACAUCUUCCAGAAGCAGCCGCUAGCUGAGCGCGACCCUAACAUCAUGCCAAGAGCAGGUGGUGGUGAUAUGGAGGAUUUUGGAGCAACACCCAUGUCCAAGCUGAAGCCUGCCACUGCUGCCAAGAUCGUGAGCUCGCAGAAGCGAAAGGCCAUCGAUGACAAGCCAGCUACUGUCAACCCUUACGAUGCUCUGCCUGCGGUGAUGCCUUCGAUCACAGAAGACUACACAGGCUGGCUGAAGUACCAGAAGAAGAAGUGGAAGAUCCAAAAGGCUGCUCGCGCCCGACGACGACAACUUUUUGGUGAGAAGCGACAGGACGCUGCAGAUGCCAUCGGGUCGUUCUUCAGGAAUCAAGCCGAGCUUCUUUACACGACCGACUGGCAGAUCCUACAACUUCGAGAGACAGAGACACCUGGUGAAGUCAGAGCGUUUGUGCUCAUUGACAAGAAAGUCCACCAACUGAUAGUGGUUGUGCCGCGACAGGUCUUCCUGAACCUAAAGGAAGACGACUUGCCCGAUGUUUCUGUCGAUGGUGUGAAUGCAGAAAAGAUCGUGAACCACACAUUGCCAAAUGGCCAUCCUUCGAAACACUUGUUCAAGCUCACGAUGAGCGAGCAGAUCUAUGUCAAAGAGCAAGAGAAGCUGUCGAUGCUCUUCAACCAUUCAAGUGUUGAGGGUGUAUACGAGAAGCAGGUACCUCUCGAUGUUCGAGCAAUGCUGGAUCUGGGCUGUGUCUGCACCUUCGAUGAGAGCCAACGUGGUGUACUGGGCAAAGGUCUCGAGCAGGGGUUCGAUUUGUCGGCCCUUCGGACUGUGGCUCCCAAGAAGCCAUAUAUGAACACUUCACCCUUCAGCUUCCUUGCACUGUACCACAUCAGUGCUGGUGACCGACAAAUAUACGCGCUCUUUUCUUCAACCAAGGCCGAAGCAAAGAUAGUGGUGCUGAACAGAGCGCGGAGCGAGCAAGGCAUGCCCAACAUUGACCGCAUAUACGAAGAUUUGCUAAAUCGCAAGCUUGAGGAGACUGGAGGUCAACCGUGGCAAACUGUGAUUGACUACCAGGAUUCACUGCACUUCAAGUCAGUACAGGUCACUACGCAGCGACGAGCUUUGCAGGAGCUCAACGACGCUGUCAAGAAGAUUCAGAAGGAAGAGUCGCAGCCAAUCAUGCUGGUACUGCAAUCGCAUGGAGCACAAAUGCUGGUGCAUGAUCUGCCAAUCUUGCAGACGGUCCCUACGCUCAAACUUCGUGCAGAAGAGUCAGACAAGCACCUGCCUCCUCUCGGAUGGCAGUCUUUCGUGGCGAAGCGACUUGUCAGCCACUACUUGGACUUGGGCUCGUGGGUGACGUAUCUGCUGGAAUUCUCAAGGUACGGCAAUGUUCCACUCUGCAACCUGGAAAUGGAUGAUCCACGAUUCUUAAUCGACAUCGCGUACGCCCGACGGUUGCAGAAGGAGAAAGUUGUUCUAUGGUGGUCACAAGAUGCACGGCCGGACCACGCUGGACACGAGAAGGAUGACAUUCUUGGGUCGAUGGAAGUUGUGGACAUGCCUGCCGUGAACAAUCCAGGCACGUACUCAUCAGUCUGCAUCGACUUGAGCGUAAAGAACCUCGCGAUCAACACUAUACUCUCCGCCGCCGUGCUUAACGAAGCAGAAGGGUCAGAUCCAAUGGGCAUAUCUGGUGCGGGCGCGCAAGAAGAUGCACUGGAUGAAACUACGCAGACUAUUCAGUCAGAGAAUGCUUUCGCUGCUGCCGGCAUCGGUGCCCUGCGGGAGAUGGUCCGCGGUUGGUGGCAGGAAGCCUGCAAUGGUGGCAGCUCCAUGGCUGACACUCUUGUUCAACAUCUUGUGCGGUGGGUCGAGAGUCCACGAUCUCACCUGUACGACCGCAAUUUGCAUUACUACGUGCAGGUGAUGUCCCGCAAAGCUUUCCAACAGCUCAUGUCAGAGUUUCGGCGUGUCGGCUCACAUGUCGUCUUUGCUAAUGCUGGUCGCCUGCUGUUACAAACCUCGAAGGCGGAAGUUGGAAACGCGUUCGCGUAUAGUCAGUACAUCCUGAAGACGAUCAGCACGAAGCCAGCCUUCCACUUCCUAGACCUUGCCAUCACGGAGUAUUGGGACUACCUUGCCUGGUACGACGAGUUCAAUUAUGGCGGCAAAGGCUGCACAGAAGUCGUCGAGGCAGAGAAUCAGCAGCUCAAGAUGAUCAUGCACUGGCAAAUGGCAACAUUCCUCCCCCCAAUCCUCCAGCCAGAGUUCAACUCCUGGAUCGUGGAAUACAUUGAGCUCAUGCACCAACGCAAACGUCCCGAUGGCUUGAUCAAUGGCACACCACGAGCCACGCAACUCCCAAUUCACGCCUCCAUCUUCAACUCCGAGAAAGAAGACCAAACCACACCCGGCAACGUCCUCUCCAAGGUCUUUGCUAAACCCCUCCAGAAGAAAAUCCUGCAACUCCUCCGCCGCCAGCGAACGGAAGCCAUGAUCGAGGAACUCCUUCCCGACUGGACAUUCCCAACCCUGCCAGGGUCACACUUGAACCUACAAAACCCGGUCCUCGAACUUGUGAAAUCCAUCAUGCAAGUCCUAUCACUCGACAAGACAAUCACACUCGAAGCUCGUCUCCUCCGCAAAGAACUCCUCCACCUCUUCGACAUACGCGAGUUCUCCUCUGACGGUUCAUUCAUAAACCCCAGCAGCAGCUUGUCCCUAAAACAAAUCUCAUGUCCCGACUGCUGCGUCCCGAAAGACAUCGACCUCUGCCGCGACCAGGAUCUCGUCCCUGCCGACAGCCAACAACCUACCCUCGUCGCCAAGUGCGAUAAUCCUGGCUGCGGUGCUGUCUUCCAGCCUCUCGAUAUUGAAGAGAGGUUGAUUGGAGAUGUGCAGAAGAUGGCGGUGUUGUGGAUGACGCAGGACUUGAAGUGUCGGAAGUGUGGAAAGAUUAGGAUCAAUGAAUUUAUGGAUCAUUGUGGAUGUGCUGGGGAGUGGGUCGGGACUGUGAAGAAGGAGGAGUUGGUGAAGCAGCUUAAAGUGCUGGAGGGUGUUGCGAGGUUUUAUGGGUUGAGGAUGCUGGAGGGCGUUGUGGAGGGGUUUAGGGAGAGUCUUUGA